Messenger RNA from Gossypium arboreum, 1438 nucleotides. Its product is annotated as putative recombination initiation defects 3. Gene Ontology annotation, cellular component: nucleus. The transcript has 11 exons. NCBI's taxonomy places the organism in Eukaryota, Viridiplantae, Streptophyta, Magnoliopsida, Malvales, Malvaceae. The coding region runs from base 86 to 1285 and encodes 399 amino acids. Gene Ontology annotation, biological process: embryo sac development; microsporogenesis; meiotic DNA double-strand break formation. The record is from RefSeq and is a predicted model, not a curated record.
CUUUUCACUGGUAACUAGCUCCUCUUUCUCUUUUUAUCGAUAAUUCGAAAUCCAACGAUCUCACUGUUCUUUUUUUAUGGUAUAAAUGAAGUUGAAGAUCAACAAAGCUUGCGAUCUCGGCUCCAUCUCCGUUUUUCCUCCUCAUACAAGGAGAUCGAGCCUGCCACCGAGUGUGCCUCAAUCAUCACAGCUUAGAUCACAGCCAUCACAACAAUCAUUCUCACAGGGGAUUUCAUCUCAGCAUGCCUUAUUUUCUCAGAUCUCACAAAGCUCACUCGAUGAAAUCGUGACAACUGAUCAGAGAUUUGGUUCCCAAGAACGAGAGAAUACUGCCAGCAAGUUUUCUUGCUUGGCUCCAACCAACUUCACAAGAGAAGAUUGUCAAGUGCCGAUUUCUAGAUCUUCCACCAACUUAAUACGCAAAUGGAAUUCUGUUUCUGCUCCAGAGCAUAGAUGUCAAACUUCUGAAGAACUUGAACACCGGCUUUCAGUGAUUGAAACUUCAUUGAACAGAUUUGGGAUGAUCUUGGAUUCGGUUCAAAGUGAUGUAAUGCAGGUGAACAAAGGAACAAAAGAAGUCUUGCUGGAAAUGGAAGGGAUGCGGCAGAGGUCGAUAGCUGAAGAUACCUCUCUACAGCUAAUGAUCAAGGGACAAGAAGAUAUGAAAACCAGCCUUGAUGGCAGCAUGAAAGCGGUAUCGGAUCAACUAAACAAUGAUAAAUUUCGAGAUAAGUUACAACAGAUCUUCUUGGUGCUUUCUGCUUUACCAGAACAGAUCGAAGCUUCUUUAAUCAAAGUACGAAAUGAGCUUUGCAACACGUUCACCAACGAAAUAAAGGCAAUUGAUUGCAAGACUCUCAGCCAAAAAGCUCCAGUUGCUGCUGCCAUUCUACCUAAGUCUACCGGCUGUUCUGUAACUCCACGAACCAAACCAUUGGCAGUUAAGAAGCAAGCCGUGCCUUUAAAAAUUUAUGAGCAAAACACUGUAGCUCCAGAGGUAGAAAAAGAAGGUUGGAAAUCUGUGAAGAUGAAACAAUGUGCUACCAAUGAAAGGGCAUCCUGCAAAGAGAACGACAAGAGAAAAGGAGUUUCAUCUGUUGAACAGGAAACAUUCAGAAUCUUAAUUGAAUCAGAUGAAGAGAUUGAUGCAGGGUUUUCCUGCAUGCUUAAUGACAAGCAAACAGGGAACAUUUUGAUAGAGGAAGCAAAGGAAGAGACUGAACGAAUUUUGAGGAAAGCUAGGCGGCGAAAGAGAAAGCCCCUUAAUCCCAUAAUUAUUAACUGAAGGUACUAAGGCAUAUAAUAAUAAGCAUAAAAAGUAGGGUCGAAAACUCUUUACUUUUUGUAAGAUGAAAAAAAUGUGUUCAUAUCGAUUGUACUCAACAGUAGAUUCUGAUUGAUGCUUCAGCUAAAUCAUGUUCCAAUAAGGAUUGGAAUG